Molecule: messenger RNA, 4225 nt
Organism: Metschnikowia bicuspidata var. bicuspidata NRRL YB-4993
Lineage: Eukaryota; Fungi; Ascomycota; Pichiomycetes; Serinales; Metschnikowiaceae
Gene: HSL1
Product: protein kinase
Exons: 2
Coding region: 1-4122 (1373 amino acids)
Biological process (GO): protein phosphorylation; intracellular signal transduction; microtubule cytoskeleton organization
Cellular component (GO): cytoplasm
Molecular function (GO): protein serine/threonine kinase activity; tau-protein kinase activity; ATP binding
Source: RefSeq, a predicted model, not a curated record
AUGGCAACUGUGGUUCAGCAUACUUCUGCAAACAUUCUUGACACAGCCUCGCUGCCGGCAAAUGUCGAUAAAGUAGUUGAGUCUGUGACCAAUGCAACAAAACGAUUGUCGCAGAUCUCUACAAACACAAAUUCGUCAGCCAAGAAAAGACGGGCCCAAAACAAGAUUGGUCCUUGGAAACUUGGGCGCACACUAGGCCGUGGAUCGACGGGACGUGUUCGCUUGGCGAAAAAUGUGCACACAGGCAAGUUGGCGGCGGUGAAAAUCGUACCCAAACUGAAUUUCAAGAAACUUGAAAACCCAAAGUACAAGAACAACGAUGCCGCUCGUCUCCCAUACGGCAUAGAACGUGAGAUUAUCAUCAUGAAGCUCAUUGCUCAUCCGAACAUCAUGGGCUUGUACGAUGUUUGGGAGAAUAAGAAUGACCUUUACCUCAUCUUAGAGUAUAUUGAAGGUGGAGAAUUAUUCGACUAUCUCAUCAAAAGGGGCAAACUACUGGAGUUCGAGGCUGUCAGCUAUUUCAAACAAAUCAUUCGCGGGAUUGCGUACUUGCAUCAGUUUAACAUCUGCCAUCGUGAUUUGAAACCUGAGAACUUGUUGUUGGACUUCAACAAGAAUAUCAAGAUUGCAGAUUUUGGAAUGGCUGCUUUAGAAAUCGACAAGAAACUUCUAGAAACUUCUUGCGGCUCACCCCAUUACGCUUCUCCGGAAAUUGUGGCGGGUGAAAACUACCACGGUGCCCCCUCGGACAUCUGGUCCUGUGGAAUUAUUUUGUUUGCACUCCUUACGGGCCACUUGCCAUUUGAUGACGAGAAUAUCAGAAAGUUGCUCAUGAAGGUGCAGAAUGGCAAGUUCAUCAUGCCGAAAGAUAUCUCUUGGGAGGCCAAGGACCUCAUUUCCAGAAUGUUGCAGGUAAACCCAAGGGACAGGAUCUCUAUUGAGAACAUUCUUUCGCAUCCACUCUUGACGAAAUACCCAGAUGUUCCGUCUGCUACCUCUGAUCAAACAUUCCUCACUCUGUCCAGCAUCAAGCCAAUCUCUUGCAUGGAUGAAAUCGACAAGGAAAUUUUAAGAAACUUGUGCAUACUCUUUCACAAUUGUCCCGAGGAACAAGUUCUGCGGCGUUUGUUGUCUCUGGAAAAGAACCCAGAGAAAAUGUUUUACUACCUACUCAUGAGGUACCGCGAUACACAUUCUUUCAAUUCGAGUACAACAAACUACAUUGACGAUGAUUCAGAUUUGACUGCUUCGGAAUCCAAGCACACACUACCCAAAUCGUCGUCCGCCACAAAGUCUUUCAGAAGUGAUGCUCGUUCAGAGUCUUCAAGUCCUGUUCACAGUAAGAAGAAAGCGCUCAGAAAUAUCACAAACGCGUCAUUUACGGCGUCUAACUCAUCCAAAAAAAUAACUACUCGCAAGAACGCUGUCAUCUCGAGAACUGCGUCUACUGUUACAUUGAAAGCAAAGAGUAGCAGGCCUUCCCUGAGCAAUCAAAUUUAUUCGACAAAGUCAAAGGAAACAAAGCCAAUAAGCAGAAAACUUACACCAGGAUUUAUCAAUGCGUCUUAUGUUGGUAUUACGGAGGAAGAGAAGGAAAAUUUUUCUCAAAAUGGCACUAUCUUGAAUUUCCAGCAGAUUUGCCAAGAUACUUUUGAUUCCAAUGUGAAAAGUCAGACAAAAACGGGUGUGCGUCAAGAAAAAAAUGGGAAGCACAGCAUUGAAGGUUUUGGAAAACUGAAAAUCAUCAACAGUCGUUCUAGCAAGGCUUCCUUGAAUCUUUCUGCUAUAGGCAAACCAAGCGUGGAAUACUCGGCUCAGACCGUAGAAGCCAAACUGACCAGUCAAUCCGCAUGCAAGAACCCGUCUUCAACCAAGUCUACCAUAAAGUUGAAAGACUUUGAUGAAGAGAAGAAAUGGCAGUCAAAACUUUUACAUGAGAAGCUGAAAGAGGCUUCGCAAAAGAUAUCUCAGAUCAAUUCCACCAGAAAUGUGUCUCUACCCGCACCAACGUCAUCUUUAGACCCUAGGGUAGGCAUCAACUCUUUAAUGAGAGCAAGGACUCUCAAUUCGCAUGCCAAGUCUGGUAAUUCUGUUGCAGAAAAAAACAGUAAGGUCUUGCAGAGAUUAGGCAUCAGUUUUAGUCCACAAGCUUCUCCGUCCUCAGUCAUAUCACGCUCUAGCUCUGUGAUAAAAACUUCUACGUCCAAGAACUUGGCUGGACUUCUUCAGAAAGAAAAUCUAAUAACAUCCAACUCAGCAGAACAUGAUGAUGGGGCCAUCCAACACACGAACGCUUCCUAUAAGAGAUCAUCAGCACAUUUGAAGUCUGAAGGACGGCAAAGCGUGCAGUAUUCCAUGCUCAAUGAUAUAAGUGAGAGAUCCCCAGCUGACUCUUCUCAGAUACAGUUCGAAAAUGAAAUUCAAAGGCAAUAUCAUGUGACUGAAGGAAGACGGUCUUUGAUCCCACGCCCAGAAUUUUCUAGAUCGUCUUUUUUUGACCUUCUUCAUUCUCAGCCGGAAUCAGCGAAUAUGAUGAUCAUGCAAAACACCAUGAGCUCUGGUACAGUGAAGAGAAAAAGCGGAAGGAAAUCACUUACCACGACGCAAGGUCAAGGUCAGAUCAGCCGGUCAAGUUCGAAGGACUUUCCUGGUUUGGGUCUCAGAUUGACGGAUACCGAGUCCAGAACGAAUUUGAACUCACACAAUGAUGAUGGUGAUAUGAAUUUUGUUUCCCUUAGCUCAUGUGAUUUCACUGAUUCUGUGCGUGGGUCUACAUUGGAAAAGAAUGCUACCAGUUUGGAGGAUAGUGUUGUUUCUGAAGACUCAACAAUGUCAGAGGAUUUCAACUUAACUGAUAAGUUGAUAAACAUGAACCAAAGUUUCAACCCUGAAGUGAACGGUAUGGAUGCAAGUUCUCAACAAGAAGGGUUGUCCGACUAUUACUUGAGCUCAGUUCUCGAUAAGUCUGGGCAAUCGACUUCACAUGACCAUCUGAAGGAUAACAACAUGGCAUCAAAAAGCACUCUUGUCGAUGAGGAAGCAGGUAGUUCGAUCAAAUCGAUGUACAAGUCUUAUGAAACCUUAUACCAAAGAGAUCAAGACAAGUCUACAGCUAAAGACACCUCAACCUUCGGCAAGCUGCACGAACAAUCUGAGUCUAGGAAUUCUUCGUUCAACGCCGCUGGUACACAUGCUAACAUCCUAGAUACAUCAACUUUAGAUGAAGAGUCACACUACCAAAAUUCCUCCCCCAAAAUUUCACGUCUCAGUCGGAGCAGGUUUCCACUGGCCGCAUUUGAUGUCACAUCCAAUACAGAGCACCUUGAAAUUGCUGGAGGUUCGUCUCUUUUAAAGGCGCGUCAUCAAGGCAGCACAAGCUCAUUGAGAAAGUCCACAGCAUCAACUCAGAUUUUCAGCUCAAUGGACGUACAUGCUAAAAUCAACUCGACGGGUACAGAGCCAAGCCGCAAUAACACGGUCAAGUAUGAGAAAAAAUCGCUUCCCAGCCCAUCUGUGCCGCAGGGAGAGCAUCUAGUCGAUAGCUUGAAGCCAAUGAGAGAGGCGCCUAAAGCACCAGAGCUUAAGGAAGGGAAACAGAACGGCCACGACAGAUUUUCUACAUUGACAGCGAAAUCAAAUGAUAAGCGUUUGCCCAGCAGCAACUCACCAAAGCAGUCAAACCCUGGUUGGUUUAAGAGAUUUUUCAUGUCAUUGUCAAAGAACAGAGAGGAGCCGAGUGGAGAGUCAGCUAAAAAAUCCGGUGACCGGAAAGUUCAUAUUGUGGAUACCAGCCUUCUGUCCUCAGAGUUAAUGAGGAUUAUCAAAAACCAGAUCACUCUAAAGCAGAUGGAAGGAACGGUUGCCAAUGUGGAUAUUGACGAGGAAUUUGCUCUUAUUUGCGGGAGUAUUCCCAGCAGGUUCGUCAGAGGUCGCAAAUUACACUUCAAAAUGGAGAUCAUCGACCUUGUGGACUUGUCGUCUCUCCAUUUGCUCCGAGUGAAAGGCUCUAAGAGCGGGUUUUCAAAUCUAGUAGACGUGGUGACGUUUGUCAUCAAACAAGAAGAGGAGGCUACGAACGUACGCAAGUCUACCGCGUAUGCCUUUGUUGGACAAAAGGUAUGAUGGGUCCUCCAGAACUACAAUACAAGAAAAGCCGCUCUUACAGAGUGCUCUCAAUAGGUAGAAUACAGUGUUUUCGUUUAAUAUUAAUAUAUUUGAGUGUCAU